AUGGAUGAUAUCAGAAAACUAUUGGAUAGAACAGGCCUUUUAUCGCUGAAAGAUACGGGACUCACCAUUAUAUCUCUGUAUGGCGUAUCAGAAGCCAAACAAUCAUCAUCCGUUGCCAAUUUAGCAAACUCAAUCGUAGGAGCAAAUGUAUUUGCAGCCAGAUGCAAGCCCGUAGAAGAGCCUGCUAUUGAGUUGGCAGACGGCAUCCAAUUUUACCUGGAUAAACACUUGAAAACAAUAUACCUAUUUGCAGAUGCCAACAUGAACACGACGAGUCUAUCAGCCGAGAAAUCAGUGUCAACCAGCAUGAUGAAUCAUCAGGCAGCAACCACCAAAGCAUUGCUCUUUAUGUUGAUCGUAUCUCACCUUGUCAUUCCCAUCCUGCCACCAUCAUUCUUACCUGCCGAUUUCUUGUCAACAUUGGUAGCACUAGGUCAGAUAAAAUCCAACAUGCAUACACAUUUAGCACAGUAUCAAGCAUCCUGCUGGAAAUAUUGGGACAUUGCAGUGCCGAAUUCACUCUUUGAAAAAAAGGACAAUGAAAGGAUGAACCCUGCUUUGAUGGGAUGGUGGGGCCCAGCCAAGGGAGUGCCUAUUGUGGUGUUUGUGAUGGCAGAUGUCAGCCUAUCCAGCACGGCUCCUGCAGCAAUUAAAAAGAUGCAAGAGUCUCUUCAAUCCAGGAUGAAGAACAUAUUCAGAGCACUCCAUUUGAUACCAUUGAAACCAGAAGGAAACUCAUCUCAUCCGCCUGUCGAAGUACGAUCCCUGUUUAUACUGCCAUCCACCGCACAGCCUGUCAUUCACAUCAUACCUGCUGCUGCAUCACCAGCCGACAGCAAGGCAGAAUUUUCAUUCGAUGAGCCACUCUCCUUAACAUCCUACUUGUCGUCAAAAGAGGCUUCCUCAACUCAUCUCGAUUACAGCGAUCGCCUGCUCAAGCAUUUUGUCAACAUGUGGAUCAAAACUGCCGUCAGCAGACAUCCACUGCACAACAACUUCAACAAUCGAAAAACGGACACUCCCAAAGUAGCACCCUUGCCGACAGGUCUGCAGUGUAUCUCUGCUAUGGUACCCUUGAUGUCGUUCAUUUUCAAUCAGCAGAUAACACAAGAGGGUGUCGAGUUCAAAAAGGUGAUAUCAGCUCAGUUCCCCAGCACCAAGGGUAUGAUACAGCAGAUUGAAGUGAUUCUAAGGAAAAAGAUCAGAGACAAUAUCGAGAUUGAACGGGUGUUUUCAAAGAGUCAUUCUAUGGAUGUCAUGCAAAAGUGUAACGAGGCCUAUUUGCAAGACUCGCCGCCAUUUUACACGGAAAAGUAUCAUACAUGGAAGAAAACUACUGUGAUGAGAAUGUACCGUUCUCUUGCUCGUGGUCCCUGUAGGGAAGAGUACGCUGCUCGUUUAGAGCGUGAAUGCGACACUAUUUGGAAGGGUGGAAGACAGAGUUGUGAGCACAUGAGUCUUACUGGAAGAGCGUGUCGAUUAAAGAUGGGCCAUGAAAAGGAGGUGAUGACAGCCAAGCAACUGCGAGACGAACGCGCUGUGAUUGUGGAUCCAGCAAAGCACAACAGCGGAUACAGCUUUUUCCAUGCGUGUGAUUGUGGAAAGACACAGCGUGUGCGUGAAGAUCCGUUUGAUGUCGAGGAUGCCAAUAUCAAGUUUUACAACAAAUUCAGCUGCUGUCUGGGCGUUGCAAGAGCUGCUUUGGAUAUCAAGAAAUCGACAUUUGGAGAUAAACAGGACCUUGUGCUGGAUUACGACGAGAUACCCACAUCCUGCGAUGCUGCUUUGCUUUACUUGGGGCCAUCCAGCAUGUACAAGAACAAUGUGGGAUUGGAUAAAGUGGAAGGCUUUAUGAACAACACCAACUUCCUUAUACCUUGGUCCAUGACAACCAUGAAUGAGCUGAAAUUGCGACAACAAGAUGCUGCCAAUGCUGCGACAGAGAGUAACAACAAUGGCCCAGCACCGUCAGCAAAAGCCAUCAAUGACGCCUUUUUGCGAUCCAAUGCGACGGCUCGAGAAACAGAAUGGCCCGUGCUCGGUAAAGCAACUAGCAUGCAAAAGACAAGCACGCAUAUCACUGCUGCUGCACCCGUUGUCGUUGCGUCGUUGGAAGCAUUCCCUGCUUUGGGAUCCAAUCCUACGCCAUCAACUACAUCCACUCAUAUAGCAACGCCAUCAAACACACCCACAGCCACAGCACCACACACACCACCUACGCGACAACUCUUUGAUACCAGACGUAGAAAACAUCAUCGAUCUCGGGAUAGAAUCCAAGGCUUGGUUCGUGGUUAUGUCGGUGCAGAGUAUGAAUGUCCCCAUGGACACCGAUUCCUGAGUUGUGGUGAAGGCCGUGUCUGUAAGUUGGGUCAUGCUGGACAUCCAAAGGAGCAUGGCAAUUAUUUCGUCCAUCAGGAUCUGCCACUCCAUGUGGUAUGUCCAUGCACCUAUGCCAACAAUGCCAGCAGCAGCAGCACCAGUGGCGGUGGUGGUGGUGGUACUGGAAAUACCAACGUCAAUGGAAGCAAUAGCGCUUCACAUGUGAAUCACAACAUGGAGAUCACUGCUCAAUUGCAACGAUUGUAUAUUGUCACUCCUGAAGAAGCCAUCACUAUCACUAUUGAGCCAAAGAUUAAGAUUCAAAUUCCAGGAACAGACAAACAUGUCAUUGUGAACUUGGGUAUCGAGUGUCUCUCAUUUGGUCCUGGCGGUCUUUACGUGUUGAGAUUGCCCUUCAUCUACAGUGAUGCAAAUGGAUCACCUAUACCUAUGGAAACCGAUGUCCAAAAGAGAUUGAAGAGUGCUAUUCUACAACGGGAUUGUAUCAAAUUUCACUACAAGGAAACAGAGAAAUGGAUUGUGCCUUAA
This is a messenger RNA of Mucor velutinosus, 2868 nucleotides long. RefSeq lists its product as uncharacterized. NCBI's taxonomy places the organism in Eukaryota, Fungi, Mucoromycota, Mucoromycetes, Mucorales, Mucoraceae. Bases 1 to 2868 code for a protein of 955 amino acids. The transcript is spliced from 7 exons. Gene Ontology annotation, biological process: nuclear-transcribed mRNA catabolic process, nonsense-mediated decay. The record is from RefSeq and is a predicted model, not a curated record.